AUGUCGAACGACAACAUCCAUGAACCCUUGGAGUUGAAAGACUCCUUACACAAAGAAGAUGCCGAAGGUGCCAACGAUCUCAUCGAGAAUUUGGAUGUGAUACUCGAUCCAAAGAAAGAGACGAAACUACUCGCCAAGUUGGAUUUGGCCUUUGUUCCGAUCAUCAUGGUCACCUACUUAUCAUGUUUCUUGGACAGAUCAAAUAUCGGUAAUGUCAAGGUGGCUCAUAUGCCGGAGGACAUUGGGGCUUCCGAAAGCCAGUUUUCAACCGCAGUGUCCAUUUUCUAUGUGACAUAUGUUAUCUUCGAAGCACCCUGGGCAGUUUCAAUGAAGAAGUUGACCCCUCGCAACAUCCUGACGGCGCUCUGUAUCGUCUGGUCUCUGACAACUAUUUUCACCGGGUUCAUUCAGUCGGUCGGCUCUCUCUAUGCCACCCGUCUGAUCUUGGGUGCUUGUGAAGCUGGACUCUUCCCUUGCCUCAAUCUCUAUCUUACCAUGGUCUAUCGCCGUGAAGAGCAGGCAAAACGUGUAUCCUAUUUGAUGAGUUGUGCUGCCAUUUCCGGCGCUGUGGGUGGUCUGUUGGCCUACGGUCUCUUGCAUAUGGAUGGCAUCGGAGGUAAAGCAGGAUGGAGAUGGGUUUAUAUUAUUGAGGGCCUGUUCAGUGCCAUGUGUGCUAUUCUCAUCUGGUUCGGUUUACCAAACAACCCGGCCGAGUCUUACUUCCUCAACGAGGAAGAGAAGUGGAUGAUGCGCGUGCGCAACGAGCAACGCCGUAAAUACAUGGGCAGUGAAAAGUUCAGCUGGGAGGAGAUGUGGAUUGCACUGAGAGAUCCAAAGCUUUUCUUCAGCGGCAUUAUCCAGUUCUGUCAGGAUAUCCUCCUGUAUGGGUUUAGCACUUUCCUGCCCACCAUUCUAGGAGGCAUGGGCUAUGACUCGCUAAUGAGUAACGUCCUCACUGUCCCGGUCUACGUAUGGGCGGCGGCGGUCGCCAUCGCAGUUGCCUUCUGGUCGGACCGGAAGUCGAGAUUUGCCUCCUACAUCUUCUCCGCGAACAUCUUCGGUAUCGUCGGCUACAUUCUCCUUCUUACGGUCAAGAAUACCGCUGUCGAGUACUUUGCCACUUUCCUCAUUGGUGUCACCACCUACACAUCGGUGAGUCUCAACGUCGCGUGGUUGAACAUCAAUAUCGCCCCGCAAUAUCGCCGCGCGCUCGAGAUCGGCCUCCAACAGACAAUUGGCAACUGUGCCGGCAUUGUUGCAGGUCAGGUAUAUCGCACAAAGCCUUACGUGUUGGGCAAUGCCUUCUCUUUGGGUUCCAUGAUCGUGGCCCAAUUGGUAGUGACUGGGUAUGCUUAUUACCUGCGGCAGGAGAACAAGACGAAGGAGGAAAUUCUCAGUGGUGAAAAGGAAGAGACUCGAAGAGUCCAGACAGGAGAUGGAGCACUGGAUUUCAAAUACAUUUACUAA
This is a messenger RNA of Penicillium bovifimosum, 1467 nucleotides long. RefSeq lists its product as uncharacterized. Gene Ontology annotation, biological process: transmembrane transport. NCBI's taxonomy places the organism in Eukaryota, Fungi, Ascomycota, Eurotiomycetes, Eurotiales, Aspergillaceae. The record is from RefSeq and is a predicted model, not a curated record. The transcript has 4 exons. Gene Ontology annotation, cellular component: membrane. Gene Ontology annotation, molecular function: transmembrane transporter activity. Bases 1 to 1467 code for a protein of 488 amino acids.